Molecule: messenger RNA, 2950 nt
Organism: Siniperca chuatsi (mandarin fish)
Lineage: Eukaryota; Metazoa; Chordata; Actinopteri; Centrarchiformes; Sinipercidae
Gene: spata18
Product: spermatogenesis associated 18
Exons: 12
Coding region: 361-1836 (491 amino acids)
Biological process (GO): mitophagy by internal vacuole formation; mitochondrial protein catabolic process
Cellular component (GO): mitochondrial outer membrane
Source: RefSeq, a predicted model, not a curated record
CAUCAGCAUAUCUGUGUUACUGAGCCACAGGGUUUAGUCGCCUACUCUGCGGGCCUUUGGUGUCGUUUGACAGUAUGACAUUACAAUCGUAUUUACAUCACGGGAGAACAGAACCUGCACAGGACUGAAUGGGAGAGCUCGUAGUUUAUCCGUCACGAUUUAUUUAAAACACUGUGUGGUUUGGUUGUCGGCUCGUCUCCUCACUUGGUUGCCACAACUCUGAGGCGGUGCUUGGAAUCUGCGUCGUAGGUGGAGAAAGCUGCUAGGACAGGAUUUUUUUUUUGACUGCACUCCCCAUAGAGAUUACUACACCCCCGGCUGUUGUCUUAAACCUCCGAGUAUUAGUUAUUGUUUACGGACAUGGCCGACACUUUAAGGAGACUGACCAAUACAUCUUCCUUCAGCGUCUUACAGGACAAGCUUGAGAGCUGGCACAAAGAAUACCAUGUUAUUUCCUGUGACCAGAAUCUAAAUAGAUGUUGUGAGCUGAUUGAACUAACCGCCAAGAUCCAGGGUCAACUGUUCGCCAUCCUCAACCUCGCAGCUGCUGAAGGUGGACACUAUGCUGGAGUGGACACUCUCAAAACGCGCCUGCUGCCGUGGCUUGGAACCUGUUUCUCAAUGGCGAGGCCCUCGGUCACUGAUGACACCAGUCUACAGCUCAUCCAGGAUUCAGUGGAAAAGGACAGGAGGAUCAGGGAACUCUCUGUAUCCCAUGAUAGUGACAUGCAGAAGAUGGAGACUCAGCUGUGCUCGACUCGCCUGCAGUUGGACUCCGUCAGAGAAGAACUGAUCGAUGCUCAGAAGGAACUGGAUGAGACAAAGAGCAAAUCAGCAACCACUCUGCUUGCCACUGAAGAUGAAAUAUUACAACUGAAAGCAGAUUUGCGAUCUGCACAUGAGCAGGUGGAGAUUUAUAAGAGGAAGCUGGAUUCUCUUGAUGACUAUGAGCGGCAGAUUCGCUUGCUGAGAGAUGAAGUGUCCUACCUGAGCACAGAGAAGGCCAUGCUGCAGGAGAGGUUGGUGAGAAGUCGUUCUCCGAGCCCCUUGCCUAGGCUCAGUCGCUCUUCCAGCCCCAUGAGGAGUGAAUCGCCCACCAGAGCUCAGCUCACUAACUCCUCCCGCCACGCACGCCUCGUAUCGCGCCUCAGUGACCUGUAUGCUGUGGAGCGUCUGGAGGCCCAGACCCUGCUUCGACGCUACAUUGCUGACUUAGAGAUGGUCCAGAAAAUCAUCUUCAUUGCUGUCGUGGAAUCCUUUAAGACAGCAAAACUGGCUUACCGUCAGUUCAAGCUGCGCGUGAGAAAGACGUUGUCCCCAUCCCACUUUGGGCCAGAAAGUCUAGAGGAUGCAGCUGUGGACUACAUCGUCAGAAACCUGGACCUCUAUGAUGUUCAGGCCAGCGUCAAUGAUGUGAUCAAUGCCAUGAAUGUGAACCCUCGGAUCUCUUUCCCGCCAGAGGUGGACUUUGUCCUCAUUAGCACCUUGAUCAGGGAGACAUGCAGGGUGGCCUUUGCCAUGCAGACACUGGACCCCCCGCUUGACUUGGCCUUUGCCAGUGAUGGAGAACUUUACAAUGACAGCAAGUAUCGCCGUAGCUAUGACUCCGAGUUCACUGCUCCUCUGGUGAUGUACCAUGUGUGGCCAGCCUUGGUAGAAGGAGAUGCUGUGGUAGUGAAGGGCGAGGCUGUGACUAGAAGGGGUGCUCUGUGGAGUAGAAGCCGGAGCAGGAGUGCCAGCCCCGUGCGCUCUCGCUCUCUCAGCCCAACUCGCAGUCUUGCAUUUAACAGCAAAAGAAGCCUGUCUCCUGAACGUCUCACAGCUAGCCGCCUGUGAACUCCGGCCUCUGUCAAGGCGACACCUGUACUUCACGUCAGUGAAAUAAAGUUUGAGGUAUUUUCAAUUCUGAUUUCAUCUUUAUGGUUACACUUAUGCUUCCACCAAAUAAAGCAAUGAAAUCCUUAGAUACUGUUCCACCCAAAGGCUGCUCAGAGUUUACAUUGUUGGAGGGCAGUUUAAUGGGACAUUGAUUGAGUAACUAGAGGUCAGUACAUUAUAGAUGAAGCAAAAUAGUCUGGCAGCUAACUGGACAGUUGUCUUAGUUCACUAUAUUUACUCUGUAAAUAUAGUUUUUAUGUAUAUAUAAUAUAUGUUUUUGAUAGAUAAUACUAACAGUAUUUUAGUGAUCAUCAGAAACUUAAAGGUACAUUUUUCAGGGGAAAACUCGACCUGCACAGUAGCUCUUUCUUAGACAGUUAACUAAAGGAAACAUAUUCAACUACUCUUUACUUUUUACCAAAACUCAACUAUGUAUCAGAUUUCUUUGGGUGUGUUGUAGGACAUACAGUGUGGUGCUAAUGAUCAGUGCUAACUCCUCCAGUACUUGAGUGACUGAUAUUGGUCAUUGUGAUUUUUAGUGUUAGUGGUUGCUGUGUUUUUUUUUUUUUUAAAUGUCUUAUUUUUAUUUUUUGGUGCUGUUAUUUUGUAUUCUGAAAACUACUUUGAGAUAAAGUAAGACAUAGUGAGGUUUAAGAAAAUUUAAAGUAAUGGAACAUGAUAUGUUAAUGGAAUGUAUAACUGGAGAUAGUUUUACUUUUGAAGUCUAAAAAAUAUUUUUUUAAAUCAGACUUUUCCAAAUAAUAGUGUUAGUUAUUGUGUACAAGAAUAGGACCAGUAGUUAUUUUGCAGAAAUGUCUCUAUGCAUUCAGUGUGACAAUUCUAUUUAUUUUUUUCUCAUUUACAACUUGUGUACUGUAUAUCACCACUUCAUAUCCAAUACUACUGUACUUAAUUUGCCCGUGAAUGGCUUGAAUUUCCAAAAUAUGGUCAAUACUGUAGGAUGCUGAUUUCACUCUGAUUUGAUUUGUGUUGUGUGAUGAAUAUAUUCUUUGACUGUGCCUUUUAUGAUUGCUUUUUUAAAGAAUAAAUGACAAACUUUAGUUUCCUGCAA